CACAAGAUUACACUGCACAGGGAGAUGGUGGGUAUCUUUUCUCUUUCCCCUCUAUUUUAACUUCCUUUAUGGCUGUCCCCCUAUCACCAGCAUCCAGCUCAGGGUGUGGGAGGGGAUCCUUGUGCGCUCGUAUUCUUGCAAGAGCAACUAGAAGGAACCCUAGGGCACAGUUGCAGUAGUAGUUGUCUUCUCUAAGGGGGCCCUGAAAUAACAUGGACCGUAUGUACUAAGGGCCCCCAGGCCAACAAACUGAAUCAAAGACGUAAGCACGAACCGCACCAUGGUGGCUGAGGAGGUUAUCAUCACCCUAUCCGGAGGAGCACCAUGGGGCUUCAGACUACAGGGAGGAAUCGAGCACCAGAAGCCUUUGCAGGUUGCCAAGGUGCGCAAGCGAAGUAAAGCAUGCCGCGCCGGACUGCGUGAGGGAGAUGAGCUGGUGUCCAUCAAUGAGAAUUUCUGUGGGAAUCUGUCGCAUGCCCAGGCCAUGAACCUGAUCGACAGCAUGCCAGGAACGCUACACAUCCGAGUUAGGAGGACACCGGCUGGCUUCCAUUCAGUGGUUCUGGUUGCUCGAGCUCCUUCUCCCCGCAUUGAUAAAGAGUACCGUGCUGCCAUUAGGGCCAUGUCUCCAUCCAGCUCCCAACCUCACCAGUCCAGUGAGCGGCAGAUCCUGAUAUCCCCGACCGCACGCAGUGGAUUGACCUCCCCACCAGGCAGUGAGGCCUACUACGGAGAAACAGACAGCGAUGCAGAUGUGGCUGCUCAUGAGAGGCAACGCAAACCAAAACGACGUAGUCCAAGCAAUUCACCUGGCAAGGCAGGUCGAGCCUCACCGGAGGGAGCAGAGACUUCAGAAAUGAGUGGGUAUGACAGUGCCUCGGAUGCCCAAGUUUACAAUCUUUUGGGGCCUAAAGUAAGAGAAGAUGCAUUGCCUGGUGUAACCCGCAGAGAAGUGAUUUACCAACCCCCUCCGCAUGGAACCUGGUCCUCUCAGACCUCCACCGAGACUUCAUCCAUGAGCGCAGAUGACCAAAACCCACGAGAAGGGCUAAUGGAAGAGGACAGUGGGUUCCAGGAGCCCACAAAUGUUCCCCCUCUGGUUUCUCCAGAAAGAGCCAAAGAAGCUCUUAUGUUGUGCUCUCGUACUCAGUUGGUGCCCAUGGUUGGGCCAGUUGACAAUCCAGUGGAUGAGGAGCUCACAUUAACAUACACGGAUAAAGCAAAACAAGCAAAAUUGAACCGUGGAGAUACAAUCGCGGACAAACAGGUGAAAGAAGCUCGGUCCAAGUGCCGCACCAUCGCCUCACUACUGACAGAUGCACCUAACCCUCAUUCAAAGGGUGUUUUGAUGUUUAAAAAGCGCAGACAACGCUCCAAGAAAUACACACUGACAAGCUUUGGAAGUGUUGAUGAGGACAUGAGGCAGGACUCUCAGGAAGAGGAUGGCAUAUUUCCUGGCAGUGAAUCAGAAUUUGAUGAGGAAGGUUUCUCUGCUGCACCCGACCCCACAUGGGACAGUGACUACCUUGAGCUGCUGGAGAAAAGAUCUGCUUCCAGAGGUCAGGAAGGAGAAGGUGGUGCUCUGAGUCCUGGUCUGAGUGAUACAUCUGGGAAGGGGGCACAGUUGUUUGAGCAGCAGCGGAGAAGGUCUGAGGAACAUGCAAAGAAAAUAGAAGCUGCGCAAGAACAGUUACAAAGUCAAAUGCUGGGAAUUCCACUGAAAGAGACACCAGCAUCUCAUCAACUACAGGCACCACAACCACAACAAGACCCAUUGACAAAGCCUAAUGUCCAGCCACCACCAGUUGCUCCGAAACCUGGCAGACUUUCAAAAACUCUACAUCAUGAGGUUCCACCAGCAGAGAUGCAAAACAUGACACAGAUGGCCACACCUCAAGCCACUUCCAGUGUCCCUGUUAUGGUAAAUGGAGAUACUUCAAACACAAUGGCACCAGACCCAACUGUGUUGCCCAUAACUAGUCUCUCAGUACCUUCUGCAGAACCUGUGAUGCCUCCACAACCAGCUCCUCUACCAGAUCUCCCUUCAAGUUCUGUGUUAAACAGAACUGCCAGACCUUUUGCCCCAGGCUGUGUUACCAAUCGGGCAGCCACUGCUCCUGUUGUGUUUCGCCCUACAGUCAGUAAGAAGUCACCCAGACCUGUUUCAGUGGCUGUGGUUGCACAUCCAUUCUCUGCACCAUUAGAAGAGCAUGUAAUAAGUGUUAACCCAGCCUCCUUUGUUAGCCAAGUCACAAUGAGUCAAAUGAGAACUGAUGUCCCUCCUGAAGUGAUACCCACACAGCCCUUUAUGCCUGAAAAGUCUGAUCCUCCAUGUGUAUCUGUGGAAUCAUAUUCUCAACCUACUCUUCACUGCUCCUCAGUGGAAAACAUCCAGGUUGCAUCAGUGCCACCUCCCAUAGUUCAAACCCAAGUACCUACCUGUCCUGUAGAAGCCAAAACAACUGUUCCUCCAGCAAUACCUAUUGACAACACAGUGACCGCUGUGGCUCCUGUUAUGGCUCCUAUUACUCCUCGGGCCAUUGCAAUACCAUCCCAAACCUCUUCUAUUUUGACCUCUGCAGCUUCUGAGAUCUCUUUAACUGGAACUCCGGUGUCACCUAUAGUCUAUCAUGAAAAAUCCUCUGCCACCACUGGCCGCACUGGUAUUCUCCAAGAGGCCCGCAGACGUAGCGCCUACAAGCCAAUGUUUAAGAUACCUGAUAGUAAGAAAAACUCACCAAACCCUGAAUUAUUGUGUAUGGUGCAGAACCUAGAUGAAAGACCCAGACGUGGAUGUUAUGAACCGGAAAAUACUACUCACUACAUUGAUGACAAUAGGGCAAAGGUGCCACCGCCUGUGGCUCCUAAGCCAAGGGUCAUCCCAGAAAUGUCACAGAUCCCUCAGGCAGAGGGAAAAGGUGCAGAGCUUUUUGCUCGUAGACAGAGUCGCAUGGAUUGGUUUGUUGUAGACUCUCCACAUCUGCAGCAAGCACCACUACAACCCCAACAAUCCCAAUCAGUCAUAGACUUGAUCGAACCACCAAAAACCUCAACAACCCCAUCCCACUGGAAGUAUUCCCCUAAUGUUCGUGCUCCUCCACCGAUAGGUUUCAACCCCUUGCUGUCUCCAUCCUGUCCAGUUGGGGUGCAGCGUGGGGGUGCCAAAGUGUCUGAGGGAAGUUCUAAAGGAAGUAAGGGUAGUUAUGGUGUCCCAAAAGAAGGUAUCAAAGCCUUGGACUUUAUGAGGAGGCAGCCUUACCAACUGAACCCUGCAAUGUUCAGUUUUGGUGGUGGCACUAGCACAAUGUCUUCUGUGUCCUCCUACCAGAGGCAGCAAAGGGAAGGCCACACUCUGACACCACCCAAGCAGAUCCCAGUAAAGGCUGCACGUGUGUAUGAAAUAAAACGAUUCUCCACUCCCACCCCAAUGUCAGCACCAACUCUCAACCCAACAGUGAUUGUUCCACGCUCACGGACCACACUUGGUGAGCACAUCUCUCAUUCUGACAUGACAUCCCCUCUACCUGAACCUUUACCUGAAUCAACUCCGGCACCUUCACGAGCCCCAGGCCUCCCAGAGCUCCCUAAAAUACCAGCUGUGCCCAUCCCUCACCCCAUGCCAUACUCACCCCCAGCUCCCAUGUCAAGUAUGUCAAGCCUAAGCUACUCUGGGCUUCAAGCUGCCAAACCGUUUAAGAGUGCCCCUGAGUUAAGUUCUCUACCACCACACCCAUUAAAAUCUCCUAUCCAAGUUCCCAAACCUCGUUUUAUUGCAACACGUGUGGGUAUUCAGCCCCGCGUCUGGAGGCCUGGAACCCUUCCUCACUGAUAAUGUUACUUUACAUGUGGAAGAAGCUGAACCAUCUGCUUCUGUUGCAGACUCUAAAUUCAUACUUUUUAAAUAUAAUUUAAUAUAACUUGAAGAUGCAAAGAAAUUAUAUUCUCAAUUCCAGAUAUAAAA
Molecule: messenger RNA, 3961 nt
Organism: Carassius carassius (crucian carp)
Lineage: Eukaryota; Metazoa; Chordata; Actinopteri; Cypriniformes; Cyprinidae
Gene: synpo2la
Product: synaptopodin 2-like a
Exons: 4
Coding region: 281-3829 (1182 amino acids)
Biological process (GO): positive regulation of actin filament bundle assembly
Cellular component (GO): nucleus; actin cytoskeleton; Z disc
Molecular function (GO): actin binding
Source: RefSeq, a predicted model, not a curated record